AGUUAUAUGUAACAAUAAGUGUGAGACUCCGGCAGGAUUGGACAGCUCCUACGUGAAAAUCAAACAGGGGGACACAAAGACCGAUUGUGAAAUCUCUGUGGCUAUCGAAGGUAAUAUAGAGGCGUACAUAUACCGUGGCAGUCCCUCACAAGGCUCCCAGUGGCAACAAUGCUGGGACACUACUGAGAAUGGUGAGUCUACUGUAUGGAGGAGAUCUUCGAGAUCGCAUGCUAAAAAUUGGGGAAGUCAUCAACCAGUGUAUCAAGAAUGGUCCCAACAAAGGCUGGUGGAAUGGUCCGGACUACGGUCAAUUUUACGAGGCCGGUUUCCGCCCUUUGAACGGCGAAGGAUCGAAACACGAAGCUUUCUCUGGCGACUCCACACUCAAUGGACCGGUCGCACGGAUAUUUCCCUCUAGAUCUGACGGUACUAUCGACUGCGCCGGUGGUUAUAGAGGCAGCGGCGCCAGAAUGUCUGACUGUCGAUCGAUCGUGCAGGACCAGACUCCUAAUGAGAAUGCGGAGUUCUGCACCUCAUCCCCAGACAAGGCUUGUAUCCGACAUGGCAAGACUCUCAACGCCAAGGGCGAAGUCCUGAGCUCCUGGUGUGUGAUUAAGGAGUACUAUUCAUGCGCUUUCGUCAUCGCCGACAAAGAUCCUCGCUUUGGGGGUGGCCUUACUGGACACAGUUGCAUCAGCGGGCAAAACCUUGUUGAUAUGAGUAUCAAGGGAGCGGAACAGUGUGACAGAUACAGCCCAGGAACAGCCGUUGCUGCAGGGCCUGUUCGAUCCUUUGGCGUCCCAGCGCAGGCGUUAUGCCUGGUAAGCAAGGAUCACCCAGAGGUUUGCGCUGUGCAUUAGAUUUGAUAGUUAUACCCCUUAUUCGUAUCUGCCUGUAUAUAGCGAAGUUAUUGUAUUUGUAUUCUGCGACGCGCCAAUGUCAUCGGGCCUCUCAGGCUUCUUUGUACCG
Molecule: messenger RNA, 969 nt
Organism: Pseudovirgaria hyperparasitica
Lineage: Eukaryota; Fungi; Ascomycota; Dothideomycetes; Acrospermales; Acrospermaceae
Exons: 1
Coding region: 189-860 (223 amino acids)
Source: RefSeq, a predicted model, not a curated record